CGGCGGGCUGCGGUCACGUGGGGGCGGCCAUGGCGGCAGCUCCGGGUGGGGAGAGCGAGAGCGGCCGAGGGGGAGGCGGGGCCACGUCGGAUCAAAUCCUGCAGACGGGAGCGGUUCUGCUGCAGGGGUUCAUCCGGGACCGGGUCCAGCGCUGUGGGGACUCCCAGGCUGUGGAGCUGAGCCGGGCAGAGCUGGGGGGGCCAGAGCCCCCCCUCUGCGAUGAGAACACCAAACGGCUCAGCGAGUGCCUGCGGCGGAUCGGGGACGAGCUCGAUAGCAACGCCGAGCUGCAGAGUAUGAUUGACCGAGUGGGGGCCCACGCCCCCAAGGAAGUCUUCUUCCGCGUGGCCGCCGAGAUGUUCUCCGACGGGACCUUCAACUGGGGCCGGGUCGUGGCGCUUUUCUACUUCGCCUGCAAACUGGUGCUCAAGGCUCUGUGCACCAAGGUCCCCGAGCUGGUACGGACCAUCGUGGGCUGGACGUUGGAGUACCUCCGGGAUCAUGUGCUGGCCUGGAUCCAGGCCCAGGGAGGAUGGGACGGCCUCCUCUCCUACUUCGGCACACCUACCUGGCAGACCAUCACCAUCUUCGCCGCCGGCGUGCUCACCGCCUCCCUCACCAUCUGGAAGAUGUCGUAGGGCGGGGUUGGGGUGUGCUCCGCGGCACCCCACAUCUGGCCGGACUGCGCUGGGCUCCCUGGGGGCUGGCUCCCCUCGUCCAGCCUCGCUCCCUCCCCAAUUCUCGGUGCCUUGUGCUCAACUCGGAACAAAGCUCUCGGGACCCUGCGCUGCGCCUCCCGGCUGGGGACCGACGUUGAGGGACACGGCCGCUCCGUGGGGCGGGACGCCCUCCUGCAUCUGGGCAGAGACUUAAAAGGCCUUGAGCCCCACCCGGGGCUGGUCGGCGUUUAACUUCCUGAGGGGCUGGCUGCCCGCGGGGAAUCCUGAGCCGAGGUCGCGGGGGCCAGAGCCGGUUCUGGGGGCCAAACUCGGGCCAAGGUCGUAGCGGGCCAGAGCUAGUUCCAGCACUGGGGGCCAAACUCGGACCAAGGUCGCAGGGGCCAGAAGCAGUUCGGGGGGCUGAACUCGGGCCGAGGUCGCAGGGGGCCAGAGCCAGUUCCAGCACUGGGGGCCGAACUCGGGCCAAGGUCGCAGGGGCCAGAGCCAGGUCCAGGGGCUGAACUAGGGCCGAGGUCAGGGGGGCCAGAGCCGGGUCUGGGGGGGUGAACUCGGGCCAAGGUCGGGGGGGCCAGAGCCGGUUCUGGCACCGGGGGCUGAACUCAGGCCGAGGUCAUGAGGGCCGGAGACAGUUCCAGGGGCCGAACUCAGGCCGAGGUCGGGGGGAUCCGGAGCCGGUUCCGGCACCGGGGGCCGAGGUCGGGGGGAUCCGGAGCCGGUUCCGGCACCGGGGGCCGAGGUCGGGGGGAUCUGGAGCUGGUUCCGGCACCGGGGGCCGAGGUCGGGGGGAUCCGGCAUCUGGGGCUGAUUCCCCCGCCGAGAUCCAUUCUGCGGGGAGCUGAGUGGGGCGGGCUCAGGCCUGGCUGCCCGUGACCUGGCAGAUUCAGUUUCCUUCCCAGAAGCACCCAUCAGGGGGCCCCCCCUCUUCCGUGUUCCCCCUCUGCUACCAGCUCCCCGGGUGGGUGGGUGCAGCCCCCUGCUGAUCAUCUGCUCAGCUCCCCCCAGCACCUCCCUGGGGAUUUCCAGGGCCCCCCCAUGAGGUGCCUGUGUCCAGGGUACCCCAGUGCCAGGUGCCUCUGUCCUCCCACCCCCCCAGUGCUGUGCACAGCGCCUCCCCCGAGCAGAAAAUCCGGUGGCCCCCUCCAUCCAGCAUGGCCUUAGGGCCCCCCUCAAAGCCCUGCUGGGGGGCUGUUUUGGGGGAUGCCCCCGUAGCAGGGAAAUCCUUGUACAGAGCACUCACAACAGUACUGUAGUGGGGGAGGGGACUGGCCCCCAUCUUCCCCCCUCCCCUACCGUUACCUGCCCCCCGACUUCUAGUGGGAGGCGGGAGGGACAGGUCCCCCCACCCCCGAUGCUUUUGUACUGUAAUUAACUUAAUACUGUUUGUAAAGCGAUGUGUGUUCUCAGGAAUGGGGGCUGACCCCCUUCCCUAGCAGCCGUGGCCCCCCCUUCACCCUGCUGUAAACUCUGGGUAGGGGUGACAGUGGGCGGCUCCCAGAUUUACCCCGAAUGUCCCUCUGCAGCCACCAGUUGGGGCAAGGGGUUGCCAGGAACUUGGGGGGGGGGUGCUGCUCCCAGCUGUGAUGGGGGGGGCAGAGCAACGAUUCCUGGGUUAGCACCCCCCCCCAAAAGGCUGGUUUGGGGUUGGGAGGAUGAGAGGGGAGCAGCUGGUGAGAUCCCCCCCUCCCCCCGCUGGGGGCUCUUAGCACAUCUGGAGCUCCCCCCUGGUACCCACCCACAGGCUGGGAUCUCCGCUGCAACCGGCCCUUUGAACUUGGGGGCCAGAUGCCCCAGAGCCAGGAGCAUCCCUGGGGGGCUUGGGGCAAAUGCAUGUGCUGAUGAACUUUGGGGGUUGGGUGUAUGAUGUCACAGGUGGGGUGGGGCUGAUAGGAAGGGAUUGAUGAUGUCAUGGAGUUGGGGGUUGGGUGUAUGAUGUCACAGGUGGGGUGGGGCUGAUAGGAAGGGAUUGAUGUCAUGGAGUUGGUGGUUGGGUGUAUGAUGUCACAGGUGGGUGGGGCUAAUAGGAAGGGAGUGAUGAUGUCAUGGGGUUGGGGGAAACAUAAUUUCAAUCUCUUCUCAUUCUGAUCCCUAUUCCGUGCCCCCCCCAGCGUACCUCACCCCCCAUCUCCACUGGGGACCCCCCACGCUGCCCCCCCCAUGCACUGACUUUUUGCCCAGAGGUAGCCAUGUACUGUGCCUGGGGUGCCCCCCCCGGCUAGUGGUUGCACCCCUUGGAUCAAAACAGGGGGGUCAGCCAGGGGGAGGGGUCUGGAGUGAACAGAGAUUUCCCCCCCCCCCCACGGGGACGUCGGCUGCCAGUGCCUCUGGACUCGGAUUUUUUUAUCUCUUUUGUAUUUACUGAGUGAUCAUCACCCCCCCCCCCCAUCCAUCCGUCAUGCCCCCCCCCCAUCUCGCCCCUGACCAGGUCUCUGUAUUUAAGAUUCGUCCUUUGUAAUUUUUUCUACCGGGGCUGUUUUGAUACCAGGGUGAGAGGUUGUGUGCAAAAUACAGAAAAUAAACUCUGAGGACAGAA
Gopherus flavomarginatus (Mexican gopher tortoise) is the source of this 3210-nucleotide messenger RNA. RefSeq names its product BCL2 associated X, apoptosis regulator (gene BAX). The transcript has 8 exons. Gene Ontology annotation, biological process: positive regulation of apoptotic process; mitochondrial fusion; extrinsic apoptotic signaling pathway in absence of ligand. Gene Ontology annotation, molecular function: channel activity; protein homodimerization activity; protein heterodimerization activity. Lineage: Eukaryota; Metazoa; Chordata; Testudines; Testudinidae. The coding region runs from base 30 to 638 and encodes 202 amino acids. Gene Ontology annotation, cellular component: mitochondrial outer membrane. The record is from RefSeq and is a predicted model, not a curated record.